Exophiala xenobiotica is the source of this 2664-nucleotide messenger RNA. Its product is annotated as protein disulfide-isomerase domain. Gene Ontology annotation, molecular function: protein disulfide isomerase activity. Gene Ontology annotation, cellular component: endoplasmic reticulum. The record is from RefSeq and is a predicted model, not a curated record. NCBI's taxonomy places the organism in Eukaryota, Fungi, Ascomycota, Eurotiomycetes, Chaetothyriales, Herpotrichiellaceae. The transcript is spliced from 3 exons. The coding region runs from base 228 to 2417 and encodes 729 amino acids.
CGCCAUCGCCAUCGCGCAAACCCCACGAACAUGCCGUUCGCCGUGCCUUGAUUCUUUGGGAGAUUCAAUUCUGUAUGCCGACAGUCAUAGUCUCUUCGAUUCUUACAUUCGUUCCCAUCCCCGUGUUGCGCUUGGACGCCGACGUACCGUCGCUACCCCGAGCCACCCUUCUAAAAGAGACACUUCAUCCUCGCUGGUGAUCGAGCCAUUGCUGGUAAACCUGCAAGAUGAGACCAGCAUUGCUGGCUUGGGUGCUAGCCGCCGUCCUCUCGACAUCAUUCGCGGCUCCUCCCGGGUCAUUAAAAGGAGGAAAUGUAUUAGCAGACGAUGCAGUCUCUGGAGAGACUGAAGCAGAAGGAGGAGAGGCUGUCGACUACACAGUCUUCAAUGGCAUUAAAGUGCCGCCAAUGGCAGAGAUCGAAGGCAGCAAGUUUGCAGAGACGAUAAAAGACGGUUAUUGGUGGGUUAAACACUACUCGCCCUACUGUGGACAUUGCAAAGCCAUCGCACCUCACUGGCAAACGUUAUACGAAUUCUAUGAGACCUCCGAUCCUCUCGACGGUCUGACAAGAUCAGGCCAGCCGGAUUUAUCGUCACCGAACAGCUUUCAUGGAUACUACAACUUCCACUUUGCUUCAUUGAAUUGUAUAGCUUAUGGCGAUAUCUGCGAGAAGAAUGGCGUGCGUGCAUGGCCUACGUUCCUCUUGUUCAAAGAUGGCGAGCUCGUUGAGAAAUAUACUGGUGAUAAAUCCAUGGAGGCGUUCAGCAGCUACGUUGAGGAAAAGCUGGAACAGAUCAAACCAGGGUCAAGACCGCGAGAAGGCGUCAAAGUCCCGAAACCAGGGGCAAAGAGUGUCGAUCGAACCGCCACGCCCGAAAUCCCUCUAGCAAAAGACAAAGAUGCUGCUGCUGGCGCCGCUGCUGGAAACAAGCAGAACAAACAGUAUGCUACCGAGACCACAUCCGCCAUGCUGGCAUCAGAAACGGCUAGACAGGGCAGACAGAACAGCGCGAAGGCCGGCCUCAUGCCAAAUCCCAAAGGCGCUUCGAUUCCUUUGACUGCGGAGUCGUUCCAGAAGCUUGUCACCACAUCCCAAGAUCCAUGGUUCAUCAAGUUUUAUGUCCCAUGGUGCUCUCAUUGCCAACAUCUCGCCCCAACCUGGUCCGAGCUGGGCCGUGAGAUGGAAGGCAAGCUGAACAUUGGAGAGGUCAACUGUGAGCAGUCUCCACGACUGUGCAAGGACGCGAAGGUCAAUGCUUAUCCAACCAUUUACUUCUUCCGUGGCGGAGAACGCGUCGAAUAUGAAGGGCUCCGUGGACUCGGUGACUUGCUGUCUUUCGCAAACAAGGCUUUGGAUAGCGAUGUCAAAUACGUUGACGCCAACAUGUUCAAAGAGAUGGAGGAGACCGAAGAAGUCAUCUUUGCCUAUUUCUUCGAUGAUGCAACCACAUCGGAGGACUUUGCGGCAAUCGACCGACUAACUUUGAGUCUAAUCGGACACGGGAAGAUAGUCAAAACAGACUCAAAAAUCCUGGCCAACCGCUUCAAAAUCUCAACAUGGCCUAGAUUACUUGUGUCUCGAGACGGAAGACCCACUUACUACAACGCUCUCGCUCCGAAGGAUAUGAGAGACUUCCGGCGUGUCCUGACUUGGAUGCAAUCCGUAUGGUUGCCUCUUGUCCCUGAACUAACACCUUCGAAUGCAAAGGAGAUCAUGGCAGGCAAAUACGUCGUCAUGGGUGUUCUAUCCCGUGAUCGACCAGAUGAAUUCCUGCAAUCAAGGCGCGAGCUGAAGAACGCAGCCUUGGAAUGGAUGGACAAACAGACACAAGCCUUCCAACUCGAGAGACAAGAGUUGCGCGACUCUAAGCAGUUACGGAUCGAAGAAGCGGAAGACCGUAAUGAUCAACGUGCACUGAGACAGGCGAAGAGCCGAGUUAUUAGUAUCACAGAAGAAAGUUUCCGAAAACAAGUAAGCUUCGCCUGGGUUGACGGUGUCUUCUGGGAAAGAUGGCUGAGGUCGACCUAUGGUGUGGAUGUGUCGAAAGGUGAAAGGGUGAUCAUUAACGAUGAGGAUAACCGACGCUACUGGGACGUGACUGACUCCGGCGCGUACAUCGUUCCAUCAAGGACUUCGAUUCUCGAAACGCUGAAUCGCAUCAUUGCCAAUCCGCCGAAAUUGACGCCCAAAUCGACCAUCGGCACGUUCGAAAAUGUUUUCUUUCAAAUCAGGAACUUUGGCACGUACCAUCCAUACUUCUCAUUUGCCAUUCUGAUCGUAUCGGUGGUCAUGCUGCUUUAUGUCUUGAAGAACGGAACGACUAUCAAGAGAAAUCUGAGCAGGAAUAGUAGUGGCUAUUUCCAUCUUGAUGGGAAAGAAGGGCUCCUGGGUACAACGAAUGGGAAGGCAGAUUAGAUUCUGCUUAACAAGCAGGAUUGUAUCACGGUGUCUGAGGUUGAGGUUUGAGAUGAGCAUUAUAUGUACAGUGCAUGGCGAUGGCGUUCCGGAAGGUCGACAAGACUAAACAAUGAUGGUAUUCGUUGCAAUGCUUUGGAUAUUAGGCGUGUAUCAAGUAUAAUGAAGAACCAUGGAGAUUCUUCUGAAACGACCUACAAGGUACAUCCUCAAUCCGUAAUGUAUACUGCUCCGUACAUGAUCUGUG